UCAGAAAUAAACAAGCGGUCGUCUUUAAAAGGAACCUAACAAUUUAAAUUGUCUCUCAUUUCAGAUUUCUGCUUUCAUAAAAAAUGAUUUCGAAGUUUAUAUUAAUUUUAUUGUUGACUUUGCUCCGUUCACCUAUGGAAGCAGCCGAAGAAAAUGGCAUAAAUUCGGAAGAUAACAAUAGUCAAGAAAGUUCUGGAAAAAGCCUGGACCCCGAUGUGAUACAGAAUGUAUUGGAAAAUCUUAAGGACGUCGGGGAUAUUAAAGAAGAAGAUGAGAAGAAAGAAAGUUCUGAAAAAAAAUUGGACCCCGAUGUGGUACAGAAUGUAUUGGACAAUCUUAAGGACGUUGGUGAUAUUACAGAAAAAGAAGAGAAGAAAGAAAGUUCUGAAAAGAAUCUGGACCCCGAUGUGAUAAAGAAUGUAUUGGAAAAUCUUAAGGAUGUCGGGGAUAUUAUAGAAGGGACGGAAAAAAGUGCAGAUAAUGCUCCUGAUGAAGAUACAGAUAAAGAAACCGAAGAUACAAAGGGAAAGAUUAGGAAAGUUCGUGCAGCUGGAACACCAUAUCCGGCAAAUGAAACAACUACAGCGACUUCUUUCAGUUUUGGUAUUGGGAAAGAUGGCAGCGGCGAUUCUGAUGAAGCACAUUUCAACUGCGAAUGUGAACUCGGGAAUUAUUGUAAAUGUUGCAGCCACAUUAAGAUAAUGAACUUUGAACUUGAUAAAAAAGGUUGUAUUCAAAUAGAAUAUAUAUCGAAAGAGCUUGGACUGAAUCUAACAUUUAUUCUAGAUGAAAUCGUAGUAUUUACCAAAUCAUUUACUGUCCUCAUUGCAGAACCGCUGUGCUUUGAUUUUCCCGGACUGUUACAGUACUUUGGUGAUUUUUGCAUCCAUGUGAAAACAGAUGAUGACACUCUUGAAGAUAGAUUAAACGUAUGCAUGAAUCUACAGGCGAGAAUAUUUAAGAAUGCUAUAAAUACCUUCAAAGUUGGGUGUGUUGACCUUCCGAAAAAGAGAAAAUAAAAGCUAAAGUGCCAUAGCACAGUAUUUAUCUUUGUUUAAAGACUUAAAAACAAAUGCUGUAAUAGAAUUUAAAUAAGGUUCAAUAAUUAAUAUGGUUUAUAAGGUAAUUUAAUUAAGGUUUAAUAAAUACUUAUUCU
Messenger RNA from Argiope bruennichi, 1156 nucleotides. RefSeq lists its product as uncharacterized. The coding region runs from base 84 to 1019 and encodes 311 amino acids. The transcript has 5 exons. The record is from RefSeq and is a predicted model, not a curated record. Lineage: Eukaryota; Metazoa; Arthropoda; Arachnida; Araneae; Araneidae.